AUGUCCUACGGCAAGACGGGCGACGCUAAGUGGCCCGACUGGGUGCUGCCCGAAGAGGAGGCUCGUCCCUUCGUGAAGCGCGCCCUCGAGCUGGGCAUCAACUUCUUCGACACCGCCAACGCCUACGCCGCCGGAACGAGCGAAGAGAUCCUGGGCGCCGCCAUCCGGGACUUUGCUCCCUCGCGAGACGAGGUGGUGAUCGCCACCAAGUGCUUCCUGGGGAUGGACGGCCCCCACGUGCCGGCCAAGCCCAACACCCAAGGCCUCUCCAGGAAGGCGAUCAUGUCGGCGGUGGAGGGGUCGCUGAAGCGCCUCGGAACGGACUACAUCGAUCUCUACCAGAUCCACCGGUGGGACAAGCACACGCCCAUUGAGGAGACCAUGGAGGCACUGCACGACCUCGUCCGGUCGGGCAAGGUGCGGUACAUCGGCGCGUCGUCGAUGUUCGCGUGGCAGCUGGCCAAGGCACAGUUCGCGGCGCAGAAGAGGGGCUUCACUCCGUUCGUGUCCAUGCAGAACCACUACAACCUCAUCUACCGCGAAGAGGAGCGUGAGAUGAUUCCAUUCUGUGCCGAUCAGGGCCUGGGCGUGCUGCCGUGGAGCCCGCUCGCACGCGGUCUGCUUACCGGGCGGAUCAAGCGCCCGAGCCAGGCCGAACUCGCCGCCCUCUUCUCCAAGAAGGCCGACAGCGCCGACACCUCCAAUCGUUUCGUGAAGGACAGCGCCACCCACUACAUGUACCUGAAGAGCGACGUCGACGACAACUUCGACAUCAUCGAGCGGCUCAGCGAGGUGGCCGACAAGAAGAACGUCAAGCCGGCGCAAGUAGCGCUUGGGUGGCUCCUGAGCAAGCCCAACGUGACGGCGCCGAUCGUGGGCGCCACCAAGCUCUACCAACUCGAGGAGGCGGCGGCGGCCGUCCAGGUCAAGCUCACCGCCGACGAGGUCACCUACCUCGAGGCCCCCUACAAGCCCCACCCCCGGCGACGAGGUGGGCACGGCGCCGGAGGGAGGCUGCACUCGACGGCUUCAGGCGGCAUCUUGUCGUGGGCAGGCACCACGAGUGGCCGCUCCAGCUUGGCACCAAGCCGGGUGGGGCGCCCCCUGCGGGGCUUUGCGAGCCGGUCGCCACCUCCACCGCCGCCGCUGGGGGUGGGUUCGGUCCGGUUCCGUCCCUCGUGGGGCGUGCGCCUGCUAGCCCUCACCAUCGCAGGCACCUCCACCUUCUACUUCUCCCAGUCCGCAUGGCUGAACGGGCUGGGCGACGAGCCCUGCUAUAGCCUGGACCGACUGCGCAACGACAAGCGGCCCGUGGUCUACUCCGAUGACUAUGACCAGAACUGGUGGGGCCUGGAGCGGCUGCUGCCGCUCCCGCUGACCCUGCAGGACCGCAAGUAUCACGGGGAGCUGGCACAGGGCCUUGUCGAGAAGGGCGUCAUCAAGGCGGACCAGUUCAUCAUGCCUGAGGUGCCGACAAAAGAGGACCUGAAGGAGUACAACACGCAGGAGUACCUCACGUCGCUCAACCAGAGCCGACGCCUUGCCGAAGCCUUGGGCAACCCCACACUGCGCUACUUCCCAUCCCUUGUCAUUCACACCUUUGUGUCGGGGUUCAUGCUCGAGGCGGUCGGCGGUACGGUGCUGGCGAGCCGAGUGGCGCUGGAGCGGGGUUGGGCAAUCAACCUGGGAGGCGGCUUUCACCACGCCUCCGCUUCUUCGGGUUCGCAAGGUGACGGGUUUGUCGCCGACUUCGGCCUGGACGAAAACGUGUACCUGGUGGACUCGCACACCGACCAACCCAAUGGGCACAAGCGCAGCAGAGCGCACGUCCGCGGCGCCAGCCUGGGGGUGCCGCGACAGGGCAUGCCGAAGGAGGAGUACCUGCAGUGGGUCGCGACGGAGGUCGAGAAGGCCAUCACCACCUUCCGACCACACAUGGUCUUCUACAUCUCCGGCUCCUCUCCCACCGACCCCACGCAAGGCAACCCUCCCCCCAACCUUCGCGAGGCCUGGGUGGUGGACAGGGACGCGCUCGUGUUCCGGCUUGCCGUCGACACGCACUCCAUUCCUUUGGUGAUGGUCGUCUCGGGUGGGUGGACGCCCGGCAACGACCCCGGCGUGAUGGUCCGCUCCAUCGCACACGUCCUCGCCCAGCGCUGA
This is a messenger RNA of Acanthamoeba castellanii str. Neff, 2160 nucleotides long. RefSeq names its product oxidoreductase, aldo/keto reductase superfamily protein. Gene Ontology annotation, cellular component: cytosol. Lineage: Eukaryota; Discosea; Longamoebia; Acanthamoebidae. Bases 1 to 2160 code for a protein of 719 amino acids. The record is from RefSeq and is a predicted model, not a curated record. The transcript has 17 exons.